CAGCGGUUGCACUGAUUCACACAGCUCUGGCAGCAUGUGUACGAAAGACGGUUAUGCAGGAUGACCAGUUAUGUGUAAAUACGUUUUUAAUUCAAAGACUGCUUUUGCGCUCUUAUCUUACAUUGUCCCUGGGGUUUAAUAAGGGUAUUCCAGCCCAGUACACAGAACGUCAUGGCCAUGGGGCAUAUCCUGGAUGGCUAGUGGGAAAGACACAGGUUUGGAAAAUGUCAACUUAGUCCCACUUCAGAAUGGAGCCGCUGCCCAAACGCAGAAAAGGGAUGGAUGAGGGUGUAGAUUCGUGGGAGGUUCAUCCCAUCCUUUCUGAUGAACAGUCCCACGACAUCAAGUUAGUGGAAGCAUUUGCAGCACCCAUUAUAAACAAAAAGGAAACCUCACGUCUCCUUAAAGAUCUCGCCACUACCUAUCCACUGCCAGGGCUCCAGCACAUCAAAAGGGUGAGGGCCCGGAAGAGUGACAAACACCCACACCCGUUAGAGGUCGUUAUAUGUCUGGUGGAUGGCGCUCCAGAAGUUAAAGACUCCAAGGAAGUGUCUCUUACCACCUUGUUGCCCUCUGAGUCAUUCAACAGCAGUGGACUGGGGGAACCUUUCACUGUGAAAAUACCAGCACAUCCUUCUUUGACCCGACCCCAGUUUGAGCAAGCCAGUGUGCACUGGCCCACAACGUUUCACGAGGACAAACAGGUCACAGCUGCCCUCAGAGGACAGCUCUUCACUGCUGCCCAGAAGGCCAAGAUGCACAAGUACAUGAUGACUGCCAUCAGAGCUGCUAAAGCAGGCCAGGAGCAGGGCAUGGUCCCAGUGGGGGCUGUGAUGGUUGAUCCAGCAUCUGACCAAAUACUCGCCACAGCCCACGACUGCGCCCGGGGCACUCACCCUCUGCUUCACGCGGUAAUGGUCUGCAUUGACCUGGUGGCACACGGACAAGGUGGCGGGGCCUAUGACUUUGAUCCAUUCCCAGCCUGUCAGUUUACGGUCCCAGACCGCCAACCCGUUGAAGGGUCAUCAGACUCAGUUGCUCCUGGGUCAACUCAGGAGCAGAGGGGUGAGCCAUACCUAUGCACCGGGUACGACCUGUACGUGACCAGAGAGCCGUGCAUCAUGUGUGCGAUGUCCUUGCUACACUCCAGGAUCGGUCGUGUAUUCUAUGGGACAACCACUCGUGAUGGUGCUCUGGGGACAAGGUACAAGAUCCACACGCAGAAAGAGCUGAAUCACCACUUUGAAGUGUACCGGGGAGUUACACAGCACCUUUGUGAAGACCUUGCAGAAGAGCCUCACUGAUGGGAAUCUUUAUAUUGAAGACUUUGAACCAUUGUUUUAAUCUGACUCAGGGUGACCAAUGGACCUCUUAAAAACAGAACACAUUGAAAAGUGUAGACGCUUCCAAUAGAGAGACACUGUUUGUAUACCAAACCUGAUAGUCCAAGUAUGAAUGAGUUUUCUACAAUGUCAACAUUGGACCACCUAGAUCUUUGACACUGCCUAAAUUAAAUCUUUAUAACAUUUAAAA
Messenger RNA from Clupea harengus (Atlantic herring), 1533 nucleotides. RefSeq names its product adenosine deaminase tRNA specific 3 (gene adat3). Gene Ontology annotation, molecular function: tRNA-specific adenosine-34 deaminase activity. Lineage: Eukaryota; Metazoa; Chordata; Actinopteri; Clupeiformes; Clupeidae. The record is from RefSeq and is a predicted model, not a curated record. Gene Ontology annotation, cellular component: cytoplasm; nucleus.